AUGAGGGCCGCCGAGUUGACUGAUGAUCCCUGCUAUCCCGAGUAUAUCGCAAGUGCAGUCAAACGGACCGCACGAACCCGGCGAACCUUCCGUCGGCCGGAUGUCCAAACCGACAGAUUAUUUCAAGUUAUGUAUGAGCAUCCGACGGAAGCUAUGACAACCUGUAGCGAAAUGGUUCGUGAAAUCAAGAACGUCAACAAAGGUCUCGAAAAAGUUAUCGCCCUCCAGGAAAGUCUUCAUCGUGAGCAGAUGGCUUGGGCUUUGACUCAGGAACGUCAAGCAUGCCAUCAAGCAUUCAAAACCUCUUCUUACGAAAGGUAUAAGAAUAUUAACCCUGGCCGAGUUGAUGGUACCUGUAGAUGGGUUCUUGAGAAUCCUCAAUACCUUGCUUGGUGGGAAAGUCGGCAUAAUAACAUUCUCUGGAUCACAGCAGAUCCUGGGUGUGGAAAGUCUGUCCUUGCGAAGUCUCUGAUUGACAUUGACUUGAAGAAAUUUGGGUCUCCAUUGAACGUUUGCUACUUCUUCUUCAAAGAUAAUGACGAACAGAACGAUCUAGCAACAGCAUUGUGUGCUAUCCUGCACCAGCUCUUCGAGACAUGUCCGGAUCUCUUACAAUAUGCUUUGCCAUCCUGGCGUAGCAACGGACCAAAACUUCACCAAGAAGUGGAAGAGUUAUGGUGUAUUCUUAUUGCAGCAACAUCUGACUCCGCAUUCCCGAACACUAUUUGCAUAUUUGAUGCGAUCGAUGAAUGCAAAGAAAACGAAGCGCGGCAGUUGAUUAGAAAGCUUGCGCAGUUUCACUCCCAGAUUUCUCCUUGUCUAAACCCGAAGGGGCGAUGGAUGAAAUUCCUUGUAACUAGUCGACCUUAUGAAGAAAUCCAGCAAAAUUUCCGACAGCUCACGGCAUUGUAUCAUCAAAUCCACCUCCGUGGAGAAGAAGAGAACGAUCGAAUCCGUGAAGAAAUCGGGUUGGUUGUGAAGAGCCGAGUAGCUGAGCUAGCUGAAAGCCUAGAAUUAUCUUUCGAAAUUCGAAAACGAAUCGAAAACCACCUUUUACAGAUGGAACAUCGUACCUAUUUGUGGCUUUCUCUUGUAAUGGACGGCAUCCGUACUACAUUCCAGGAGAGUCUUUGUCCCAAAGAUGAACCGAUUCCAUUGGUUCCGCCACCAGUCGAAGCAGCGUAUGAAAGCAUCCUCGAUCGAGUACCAGCAGCCAAAGCAGAAACUGUGAGGAAAAUCCUGCAGAUUAUUGUUCGCGCGAGACAUCCAUUAACGGUGGAGGAAAUGGCCGCUGCUUUGGGCAUUGCUACGUCGUCUGGAUCACAGUCUGCAGCCCAGGCCGGGCUAAACCCGGACGUAUUGAAGAGGAAGAUCCGUCACUUAUGCAGGUUGUUCGUUUUCGUGAAGGAUUCCAAAAUCUUUCUGAUUCAUCCGACAGCUAGAGAGUUCCUGCUUUCUCGCAGUCCAGAGAGCAGAUGGUACUUUGAACAGAGUGAUGUCGAGAACUUGAUGACAAGGAUGUGCAUCCAUUCUUUGUUAAGGGCCCAUUUAGAGAAUGGCCGGUCGCGACAUAAUCCUAAGAAUCAGGCAUCUGAAAUUGACAUCGAUGAACUAGAUGCGGUAGGAAAAAAAGACAUUAUUCCUGGCAUCGGAAAAAGGAUACCUUGA
Talaromyces atroroseus is the source of this 1668-nucleotide messenger RNA. RefSeq lists its product as hypothetical. The coding region runs from base 1 to 1668 and encodes 555 amino acids. The transcript is spliced from 2 exons. The record is from RefSeq and is a predicted model, not a curated record. Lineage: Eukaryota; Fungi; Ascomycota; Eurotiomycetes; Eurotiales; Trichocomaceae.